Molecule: messenger RNA, 1607 nt
Organism: Fukomys damarensis (Damara mole-rat)
Lineage: Eukaryota; Metazoa; Chordata; Mammalia; Rodentia; Bathyergidae
Gene: Hsdl1
Product: hydroxysteroid dehydrogenase like 1
Exons: 5
Coding region: 130-1122 (330 amino acids)
Source: RefSeq, a predicted model, not a curated record
UUCAUAGCUUGACCUUAGGAGGAGGACAAAGCUGCAAAUUGCUGAAGACCCAGAGCUGGCAGAGGGAGGGUAAGAGAAGACUAAAAGUGGGAGCAACCAGAGCAGAGGACCCCCUGAGUUCAGGUUGCCAUGGCUGCUGUUGACAGCUUCUACCUAUUGUACAGGGAAAUUGCCAGGUCUUGCAAUUGCUAUAUGGAAGCUCUGGCUUUGGUGGGAGCCUGGUACACGGCCAGAAAAAGCAUCACUGUCGUCUGCGACUUCUACAGCCUGAUCAGACUGCAUUUUAUCCCACGUCUGGGGAGCAGGGCAGACCUGAUCAAGCAGUAUGGAAGAUGGGCCAUCGUCAGUGGUGCGACCGAGGGGAUUGGAAAAGCCUACGCUGAAGAGCUAGCAAGCCGAGGUCUCAAUGUUAUUCUGAUGAGUCAGGAUGAAGAGAAGUUACAGAACGUGGCUAAGGACCUCGCCGACACCUACAGAGUGGAAACUGAUGUUAUAGUUGCAGACUUCAGCAGAGGCCGUGAGAUCUACGAUCCGAUUCAGGAAGCUCUGAAAGACAGAGACGUUGGCAUCUUGGUGAACAAUGUGGGCGUGUCUUACCCCUACCCCCAGUAUUUCACGCAGGUCUCCGAGGACAAGCUCUGGGACAUCAUAAACGUGAACAUCGCUGCCGCUAGUCUGAUGGUCCACAUGGUGUUACCCGGCAUGGUGGAGAGGAAGAAAGGUGCCAUUGUCACCAUCUCUUCUGGCUCCUGCUGCAAACCCACUCCCCAGCUGGCUGCAUUUUCUGCUUCCAAGGCUUACUUAGACCACUUCAGCAGAGCACUGCAGUACGAGUAUGCGUCUAAAGGAAUCUUUGUGCAGAGUCUAAUCCCGUUCUGUGUCGCUACCAGCACGACUGCUCCUCGAAGCUUUCUGCACAGAUGCUCAUGGUUGGUGCCUUCGCCAAGAGUAUACGCACAUCACGCUGUGUCUACCCUCGGAAUUUCCAAAAGGACCACAGGAUAUUGGUCCCACUCCAUUCAGUUUCUUUUUGCACAGUACAUGCCUGAAUGGCUCUGGGUAUGGGGAGCAAAUAUUCUCAAUCGUUCGUUACGAAAGGAGGCCUUAUCCUGCAAAGCAUGAAUCCGGAUGAUCGAUGAAGUUUUGCCAGCUCCUGGUAACCUGCAGUAUUCCGACAUUUGGAAAAGGACAUUUAAUUUAUCGUAUGUGCUUACUUUUGUGACUGAUUAUCUAGCAUCCUGUCGAUUCAUUGUUUGCAAGGCAGACAUCAAGAGUACUGUGAAAAAAAUCUCCAGGGCUCCAUGGAUGACACAGAGUAAAUGAUGACUAAAGCAUAAAGAACUGAUGGAAGAAACCUAACUGUCAGUGCUUUUUACCCAAGCUGUUCAAAAUAUUUGUAAUUUAUGUUGUUCUAGGAGCCACAGCGAUCUAGCACUUUAGGAUUUGAUUUGUCAGCUUGCAACUUUAGAUGUUUUUGUGAGGGAAAUGACCUAUUUUCCUUUACAGGUGACUGCUGGUCUGGCUUUCAGGAGUUGAUCAGGAAGGGCCAGGGAUUUAGCUCAGUGGUUCAGUGGCCUGCCUUGCAAACCGAAGGACCCAAGUUCAAU